Molecule: messenger RNA, 4367 nt
Organism: Saccostrea cuccullata (small rock oyster)
Lineage: Eukaryota; Metazoa; Mollusca; Bivalvia; Ostreida; Ostreidae
Product: integrator complex subunit 3-like
Exons: 32
Coding region: 380-3430 (1016 amino acids)
Cellular component (GO): cytoplasm
Source: RefSeq, a predicted model, not a curated record
AUAAAUACAACGUAUUUUUAGAAAUGUAUGCCGUCACGACAUUAUCAACCCAAAUACGAUACGCGCACGCAAAGGAAGUAGAGCUUGGAAAGAAACGCAACUUUAGACAAAAAUACCCGUUUUUAUUGAUCUGAAAAUCACAUACAUCAUUCAUAGAGAUUUUUCGAAAAAAUUUGAGUGGUCACAUUCACAUUUUGUGAUGCAUUUUAGCCCAACAAGUGUAUAAAACGCAAGUAUUGACAACAAAUAUGGCGGACAAGUUAAAUAUAUUCGAGUUACCUCCCUUUGUAUAUAGAGGAAUAUGAAUGAAGUUGAAACAUAAUGUUGAAGUAAUUUUACCAGAGGUGACUGUCCAAUUAAAUAAGUUUUGUAUUGAAGAAUGGAACAAGCUGCAAGAUUGUCACCUUGUAAACUUGUGGUGACUUCUGUUUUGGAACCUAAAGAUGAAGUAAAUGAGAAACUGGAGAGAUGUUACAAUACAGUAAUUGGAAUUCAGAAUAGUUUGUCUGAGAGAGAAGCAAACGAUGCACUUAACUCCUAUGCAUGCCGUGGAACUCAACAACAUGAAGAAAUUCAGUUGGGAUUACUAUAUGGGAUUCUUACGGAUCCCAAAAUGGCACCAAAGCAUUACAGAGACAUGACUUUGGUUAGCCGAGAUGGCCUCACCAUUGUAUUGACUAAAACCAAUCAAGUUGUUUUUGAGAAAUGGUUGAAGCUGUUGGACAACACAAGAUCACAGAUUGUAUGGUUAUGUAAGGAGCUGAUACAGAAUGGAAUUAUUGGAGCAGACAGUGUGUGUCAUAGUCUUAUCAGACAGAUAGCAGGUGGUGAUAUAACCCCAAAGAAUAUCUGGUUAACAGAAGUCAUGGUGGACAUAUUUACUGAGAAUAGACCUUGGUUGGACAAAUUCCCCAAUCUACUGUCCACGGUUGUAUAUACGUAUCUCCGGGUGAUUGUUGAUCACAACGGACAGAUGUUUGUAAAUCUACGACAGAAGGAGGUGGAUCUUUGUAUUUCCAUUCUACGAGAGAAGUGGACAGAUUGUCAAGCAGUGGGGAGAGAUUUAGUUCGUCUUCUACAAAAUGUCGCAAGAAUCCCAGAGUUUGAAAAACUGUGGAGAGAUAUUAUGUUAAAUCCUUCAGCAAUCUGUCCAACAUUUACUGGAGUCCAACAGCUGAUGCACACACGGACGUCCAGGAAAUACCUGAUAAGUCGACUGACUCCAGACAUGGAAAACAAACUGGUGUUCCUCAUCACAAAGGUUAAAUUUGGUCAGCACAAAAAAUAUCAGGAAUGGUUUCAGAGACAGUAUCUGGCCACCCCAGAGAGUCAGUCCCUGCGCUGUGAUCUGAUUCGGUACAUCUGUGCCGUUUUCCACCCCCCUAAUGAACUUCUGUGUUCUGAAAUCAUCCCUCGCUGGGCUGUCAUUGGUUGGCUGCUGACCACAUGUACUUCAGCAGUUGCAGCCUGUAAUGCCAAAUUAGCAUUAUUCUACGAUUGGUUGUUUUUUGAUCCCGAGAGAGAUAGCAUCAUGAAUAUUGAGCCCGCAAUAUUAGUCAUGUUUCAUUCUAUUCGUCCUCAUCCUGCCAUUACAGCUACAUUAUUAGAUUUUCUCUGCCGGAUCAUGCCAAACUUUUGUCUGCCAUUAAAUGAGCAAGUCAAACAAGGAAUUUAUACCUCACUGAAAGUCAUUCUGGAGAAGAGAGUGCUACAAUCUUUGUCACCAUUAUUUGAUAACAACAAACUUGACCAAGAAUUAAGAAUCCUCAUUCGGGAAAAUUUCAGUGAAUUCUGCUCACAAGAAGUUGUUAAAGAGGACACAUUGAAUAACAAGGAUGUGAUAGAAAUAGACAAUGGGAAUCACGUAGAGAAUAAUCUGGACGCAGCUUUUAGUGACGAAGAGGAUGAUAUUCCACUAGAUAAGCUCCGAACUGACUGUACAUUUCAACCGAUCCGAGACACUCGGUAUGAGGCAGUGGAUUUAGACGAAUAUCUACAACAGCUGGGAGGUGAUAUUUACGAGUACACUGUCCAACUCAGAGACGAAAAAGAUCAGGAGAUUCAGUGUGAGGUGAUGGACAGACUUCUACAAACAAUACUGAGAGAGGACGAGUGUGAUCAGGAUAUGACGGUUCCGUUAGCAGCGUGCAUUUGUCAGAUUCUGUCCAGCCAACUCAAUAGCAAUCUCUUCCCCAAAGACCUCGAUGAUGAGUCUAUAGAAGAUUCAAUAGGAUCACCUUUAUUUGUCAUGUUUAGAUUUUUAACUACUAUGCCAGAGGAGGAUCCAAACAGGCAGCCCAUCUUACAGCUUUUGGGGGAAAUGUACAAUAAACAGGCCAGGAUAGGCUACUACCUCCUCUACUUUAUCAAAGUCGGCAAAGUAAAUGAUGAGAAGAUGAACACAUACAAGGACUUCUGUAAAAGUCUGGACAACAAAGAUCUGACCUCAUGUUUAAUGAGAGACAUGAAGCUAUGUCAAGAAGAUGAUGUUCGAUUGUUUACCUUCCUCAUGCCUGAUAUCUAUACUAUAUUUCCCAACAUAGCAAUAGGAAAUGUAGAACUCCUUCACAUGAUCGUAUCAGCCAUUGAUGGCACACAGCUACAAGAACUGAUCUGCCAGAUUUUACAAGGUCAUCUUGUAAUGUUUAGAAAGGACUCCUUUCUUUCCAUAUUAAAUGGAAGCCUAGAGUGGGAGACCUUAGAACAAUACUUCCUGUGGCAGUUAAUCUCCGCCCACAACAUCCCUGUGGAUUACAUCAUGCCGGUCCUCCCCAAACUGGACUAUACAGCUCAUGCAGAAGCAUUGUCCAGUAUACUAGUGCUACUAAAACAAGAAGGGCCCUCAUCUGAUCUCAUCCGACCCAUUCUAUGUCGAGACUUUAAGAAGACAGAUUUCUUCACGGUUUCUAUCCUGAAAUACUGGGCUCAGGAAUAUGAGGACAAAUUGGCAGAGAUAAUUCUGGCUCAGGUCUCCAAAAUGAAUGGCACUCCAAAGAAACGUCAAAGGGUUGGAAGUGCAGGGUCCAAGAAAGAUGGCGUCAGCAUUGAACAAAUUUUGUCACAUCUGGAUCACAUGAGACAAGUUUGCAAAAACAUUUCUUUUUUGAACAAUGAGAGUAUCCAGCAUGCACUGCAACAAGUUCACCAAAUGUCCAACGAAACCUUGAAAACAAAAUUCAGUGACCUGCUUGCAUUAGCAGACGACAUUGAGACAGACUUUAAAUCUGUACGUGUGUUGCGUGGGGUACCAGCUAGAAAGGCAGCCAAUGCCAGCGCAGCUAUGGGGCUCGACAAUCGGAACUCACGGAAAAUCAGCAAAAAGGUCGUCCACGACAGUAGUGGAUCGGGUGAUAGUAGUGAGGAUGAAGAAAUUAAACCAAGACCAAAGAAAAGGAAAAAAGCCAUACCAGUAGAGGAAGAUAGUGAUUGAGCAAUUACCUGUGGUCAGAGUUAAUGAUCAAACAAUACCAUCAAUGGAAGAUACAGAUCCAUCAAUACAUUUGAUGGAGCAUAGUGAUUGAACAAUACCAUUGAUGGAAGAUUAGUAAUACUACAAUCAAAGUCAAUGCAAAUCAAACUGGAAGACAGACCAGAACGUGACUGUCGUCCCCUAACUUUAUAUAGUGCUCUUGUCAGUUGUCAAGGUCAUUCAGAAGGGACACAAAGGACAAUUUGGAAACAGAAGACAGUGUUUUAUUCUGAAGUCUUUCAUUUUACCAGGAUGUGAGCAGUUUGUUUUAUCUGUGGUAGGAACUUGGAAUCUCAUCAUCCAGACAUUUGUGCUUUCCAAUUAAAUCAGUUGAUGCCAAAGGGCAUUCCCAAAGACCUUACUAUUAGUGUAAAAGGAGUUUUAGCUGUGGCGUGUGUGUCGGUGAUAUGUGUGAGGAACAUAUUAAUGUGAAGUGUGUCUGUAACUCUACACAUGUGAUACAUGUUCAGUUAACAUCUAAAAAUCUGUGAUGUGUUUCUCAGAGAUAUCAACAAAUGUCACGUGUCACAACAACAUAAAAAAAAUGUUGUGUGUUGUUACAACAUCCAAAAAAACUUUAUAGUGAUCAAUGAAUGACAACAGUGCUACUCACACCCCUUGAAUUUUGAGUAUGUCGGGCAGUGCUCAGUGCUACACAGCUCACCAGAAACAUUUACAGGCAGCACACCUGUUUUAGCUUGCCUGACCCCCGAUAGGCAGCACAGUGUGUACCCUGAGCAAUCAUUAUUUUAUCUCUCGUCAGACGAGUUUUAGAGAUGACUGUGAUCUACACAAUUUGUGUGCGAGAUGACAACCAUCCGUCUUUAAAUUUCAUUGUAUAUGACGUCCAAUUUUGUUACAUGAUACAGCAUAUUAAUAAAAAAUAUCUAAAUCCGGA